Messenger RNA from Aspergillus ochraceoroseus IBT 24754, 651 nucleotides. RefSeq names its product ankyrin repeat domain-containing protein. NCBI's taxonomy places the organism in Eukaryota, Fungi, Ascomycota, Eurotiomycetes, Eurotiales, Aspergillaceae. The transcript is spliced from 2 exons. Gene Ontology annotation, molecular function: protein binding. Bases 1 to 651 code for a protein of 216 amino acids. The record is from RefSeq and is a predicted model, not a curated record.
AUGGCUCCAAUCCAACUCCCACCCGAUGCAAUCGACGACCUCAUCUACGACGCUCGCACAGGCGACCUGGCAGCGCUGCAAUCCGACCUGUCAGCACUGAGCGUACAGAACGGCUGUCCACAAGCCGUAGUCGUUGCGUGUGCAAUUGACGCAGAGCCCGAAGCCGAGGGAGGAAGUGGUUCGUGCCUGUUGCAUUUCCCAGCUGCGAAUGGAAACCUGGAAAUCCUGAGCCAUCUCCUGCAGAUCCUCGGCAGUUCGCCUGACCUAAGCAAAGAGCAGAUCCAAGCAGUGAUAAACCAUAAGAACCACUCCGGGAACACGGCUUUGCACUGGGCCGCUCUGAACACACAUCUGGAGUGCGUGAAGGCUCUCGUUGAGGCGGGGGCUGAUGUCUCAAUUCAGAACCAGGCCGGGUUGGAUGCUAUUUUCCUGGCCGAGAGAGCGGACUGGGGAACUGAAGAGGUCAGUAAAGAGGAGGAGCAGGAAGGGGUGGAAGAGGCUUCUGCGGAGACUAGCGCGGAAGGAAAGGAUUCUGGGCCCAUGUCCAAGGGUAGACAGGUCGUGGAGUGGUUGUUGGCUUCGGAUAAGGCUGGGGAGUUGGAGAGUGGAAUCGGAGGGGACGAAGGGACUACUACUGCUGAUGAGAAAUGA